UGUGUCCUCUCCGAGUACCAGGCCUUCAGGGAGAACGUGCUGAAGAACCUGGAUGACAAGGCUUUUGAUAAGCCCAUCUGCGAGGCCCUCUUAAACCAGAAGUUUUUCAAUGGAAUUGGGAAUUACCUCCGUGCUGAGAUCCUGUACAGGUUGAAGAUCCCUCCCUUCGAAAAGGCUCGGACCGUGCUGGAGGCCCUGAAGGAUCAGGAGCAGAAUCCUUCCCUGACGCUGAGCAAGAAGCUGAAGCUGAUGCGGGAGAACCUGGAUCUCCUGGAGCUGUGCCACACUGUGCCCAUGGAGGUCAUCGCGGCGGAGAAGCAGCUCCUUGACCCAGAUCACUCAGAUAACCACACCGCUUUCAAGAACUGGCUGCAGUGUUACCUGGUGCCUGGCAUGAGCUCCCUGCGCGACCGCAAUGGCAGGACCAUAUGGUUCCAGGGAGAGCCUGGCCCCAUGGCUCCCAAAGGGCAGACGUGCCGCAAGAAGUGCGCUCGGCUGAAGGCAGCUCCCGAGGCGCAGACCCCCAAGGUCACUACGCGUGCCUCGAAAACGCACCCCAAGGCUGCAGCGAAAGCCCUGAAGCCAGCUGCGGAGGAGCAGGUGGCCGACGGGCCGAGGAAGGGACGUUCCCGCGGGAGGAGGAAAGCGACUGCUGCUCCGGCCUCCUCCGAGCCUGAGGCGCCGGUCAAAGCCAAAAGAAGCCGCCGGCCAGCUGCGCGCAGGGGCGGAGGUGCAGCCCCUGCCGUCUGA
Messenger RNA from Phaethon lepturus (White-tailed tropicbird), 750 nucleotides. RefSeq names its product nei endonuclease VIII-like 1 (E. coli) (gene NEIL1). The annotation marks the transcript as partial. The transcript is spliced from 9 exons. Gene Ontology annotation, cellular component: nucleus. Gene Ontology annotation, biological process: base-excision repair. Lineage: Eukaryota; Metazoa; Chordata; Aves; Phaethontiformes; Phaethontidae. Gene Ontology annotation, molecular function: DNA-(apurinic or apyrimidinic site) endonuclease activity; DNA N-glycosylase activity; nucleic acid binding. The record is from RefSeq and is a predicted model, not a curated record.